Molecule: messenger RNA, 985 nt
Organism: Mercurialis annua (annual mercury)
Lineage: Eukaryota; Viridiplantae; Streptophyta; Magnoliopsida; Malpighiales; Euphorbiaceae
Exons: 7
Coding region: 235-663 (142 amino acids)
Biological process (GO): phosphorylation; cytokinin-activated signaling pathway; phosphorelay signal transduction system
Cellular component (GO): nucleus; cytoplasm
Molecular function (GO): protein histidine kinase binding; histidine phosphotransfer kinase activity
Source: RefSeq, a predicted model, not a curated record
UAGGAUAAAUAGUAUCCAUUUCAAAGCAGUAAUAUCAAUAACCUUAGUGCAGUACUGAGAACGAUCAUUCGUUUCACCUUCUAAUAACCGACAUGCCGUUGGAAAAAAAUUGUGAACAAAACCAUGGCAUGGUUUCUUGAAUGGCAGUUCAAUGAAGAUGACGUUUUCCAGUAAGCAACUUUUGUAAUUUGUAUGCUCGUGCUGAUCCCGUAGAGGAGAUUCAGGUUCAUUUGCAUGGCUUCGUAUGCUUACAUCAUUAAAGGUGAAACCUUGGGAAUUGUGAACGAUCAGUUUUGUUUCAUCCAAACCUUGAAAACUGUGGAAGAGCCCGAUCGUGUUGUACAGUUGAUCAAUACAUACUGCACUGAUGUGGAAGCAAUCUUGUUGGAGCUAACAAGAUACAUGGAGCUUCCUGAAGUUAAUUUUUUAAACUUAGAAGCACUAGCACAUCAAAUAGAGGAGAAGAGCUUAUCAAUCGGUGCUGAGCAUAUGAGGCUCGCAUGUGCUGGUCUUAUUCAGGCUUGUCAUGAUAUGCAAAAGAGGAAUACUUUUCGUGAACUCAGUUGGAUGAAGAGUGAAUUUUCACGUACUCGAAGCAAAUUGCAUGUAUUUGUUCAGACGGAACGGAAGGUUUUGAGACUCGAGAAGAAGCAACAAAAAUGAAAAUCCUUAUACUUUCCCUCCCUGAGGUGUGUGCAAGCUCAUAUUCCAAAACCCCGUAUAGUUUCUAGACGAAGAGAUGAUGUUUUGAUAUCGAGCUUUAACUCGCGAAGUAUCUGCUGCUUUAUGCUGUUGGUUGCAUUUUUGCAGUCGCUUCCAUAUUAGUAAAUGCAUCUCUAUGAAAUCCUGCUUUUGUAUAUUAAUUGGUGAAUUAAUGCUAUAGGGAGACAUAUACAUCUGUUGUUAAACCGUUAUUGUAUGUUUGGUUCAUAGAAUUACCGAGAUGAAAUAUAAUAGUUAUUCCAUAUGGAAUAUUUCUGUCUUA